Molecule: messenger RNA, 2296 nt
Organism: Lycium barbarum (goji berry)
Lineage: Eukaryota; Viridiplantae; Streptophyta; Magnoliopsida; Solanales; Solanaceae
Exons: 1
Coding region: 408-2210 (600 amino acids)
Biological process (GO): transmembrane transport
Cellular component (GO): membrane
Molecular function (GO): transmembrane transporter activity
Source: RefSeq, a predicted model, not a curated record
GUGGGAGGGAUAUGAUUACUUCACCGGACUCUACUUUUAAAUCAAAGCUCUCGAGUUUGAGCCUCGGGAAAGGAAACUCCUAAUAAGGAGUAUUUCUUUCUUUAAUGGAUCGUAUGUGACGUGAAUGUGGAUUAAUCAGGCCUAAAGCGGGUACCCAACACUGGAAAUGGAAAAAAUCCUGAUAGACACUUUCCUUUUAAUAAAUCUUACCUGCGAGAAUUCAGUUAGUCAGACCCCAAAACAACUAUCGAACAGCAGAUGGAAAAGCCAAAAAACUAAGUCCCUAACACUACCAAACAAAUAUAUAUAUACGCCCCAUUGUUCACUCAGCAUUUACACAACCAAAACAUUCAAGCUGAUCAAAGCACCAAAAUAUAUCUCCAUAUCAUCAUCAGCCAAAAAAAAAAAUGGUGAACACAAAGCUGAUGAAUAAACAUGGUGGGCUCAACUCCAUGGCGAGUUUUGGCCACCAUGUUUUCACAGGCCGAUGGUUCAUGGUAUUCGCGUCCCUUCUAAUCAUGUCCACGGCUGGUGCAACCUACAUGUUCGGCCUCUACAGUGGUGAAAUCAAAACUUCGUUAGGCUAUGACCAAACGACGUUAAAUUUGUUAAGUUUCUUCAAAGAUUUGGGUGGUAAUGUAGGGAUUAUUUCGGGUUUAAUCAAUGAAGUAACUCCACCAUGGGUAGUUUUAUUCAUUGGUGCAAUCAUGAAUUUUUUUGGAUACUUCAUGAUUUGGCUAUGUGUCACAGGACACAUAGCUAAACCCCCUGUUUGGCAAAUGUGUUUGUACAUUUGCAUUGGUGCAAAUUCACAAACAUUUGCUAAUACUGGUGCAUUAGUCACUUGUGUUAAAAAUUUCCCAGAAAGCAGGGGAAGUUUAUUAGGUCUAUUAAAAGGAUUUGUUGGGUUAAGUGGUGCAAUUAUCACACAAUUAUACCAUGCUUUUUAUGGAAAUAAUGGUAAGUCUCUAAUUUUGCUAAUUGGUUGGCUUCCUGCUGUUGUUUCUUGCAUUUUUCUCCCAACUGUUCGGAUUUUAAAGGUCGUUCGACAGGCCAACGAGACCAAAAUAUUCUACAAACUCUUGUACAUUUCGCUUGGCCUAGCCGGUUUUAUCAUGUUAGUCAUCAUCAUCCAAAACACAAUCAAUUUCGCGAGGCUAGAGUAUGCAGGAAGUGCAGCCAUUGUACUGAUUUUGCUCUUUGCACCGUUAAUCGUUGUGUUUCAAGAAGAACUUAAGCUUUGGUACAUUAAGCAACAAGCCUUGAAUGACCCUCAAUUGAAAGUUGUUAGUGAAAAUCCGCCCUCAGUAGAACUGACUCAACCCCAGAAGCUAGUUGUGGCUGAAUAUGAGGAAAAUUUGCCCUCAGUAGAACCGACUCAAUCCCAGAAGCUAGCUCAUAGUGAAUAUGAGGAAAAGCCAACUUCUUGUUUUAGCAAUGUGUUUAAUCCACCACAAAGAGGGGAGGAUUAUACGAUAUUGCAAGCGCUUUUUAGCAUAGACAUGAUCAUAUUGUUCACCGCGACAACAUUUGGCGUGGGGGGGACAUUGACAGCUAUCGACAACUUAGGCCAAAUCGGAAAGGCCUUAGGCUAUCCGGAAAAAAGCAUCACUACAUUUGUGUCACUUGUAAGCAUAUGGAACUACCUCGGACGAGUUGUCUCAGGCUUUGUGUCCGAAAUCUUCUUAAUAAAGUACAAAUUCCCGCGCCCUAUGAUGCUCACAUUGGUCCUCCUCCUCUCAUGUUCGGGCCAUCUACUCAUCGCCCUUGGCGUCCCUAAUUCCCUCUACGUCGCGUCUGUACUAAUGGGGUUUUGCUUCGGAGCUCAAUGGCCUUUGAUUUUCGCGAUUAUAUCUGAGCUAUUCGGGUUGAAAUACUACUCAACAUUGUACAAUUUUGGUGCUGGUGCUAGCCCUGUUGGUGCAUACUUGCUCAAUGUUAGAGUGGCUGGACAUUUAUAUGAUAAAGUGGCUACAAAGCAAAUGUUAGCAAAGGGGCUAAAAAGGGAAGAUGGUCAAGAUUUAACAUGCAUUGGAGUGGAGUGUUACAAAUUGGCUUUUCUUAUAAUUACUGGUGCUACAUUGAUUAGUUGUGCUGUUUCUUUAAUUCUGGUUAUUAGAACAAGGAAAUUUUACAAAGGUGAUAUUUAUAAGAAGUUCAGAGAACAAGCAAUUGUUAUUGAUGAUCCUGAACAUAUAGGUAGUUCUUAAUUAAUUUCAUUUUCUUAAUUAAUUUCAUAAUGAUGUAUAUAUACUGAUAAAAAAAUAUGUUAUAGGAAAGAUUAUUAAUUAGUGAA